Molecule: messenger RNA, 1858 nt
Organism: Hyphopichia burtonii NRRL Y-1933
Lineage: Eukaryota; Fungi; Ascomycota; Pichiomycetes; Serinales; Debaryomycetaceae
Gene: CDC23
Product: anaphase promoting complex subunit
Exons: 1
Coding region: 25-1776 (583 amino acids)
Biological process (GO): cell division
Cellular component (GO): anaphase-promoting complex
Molecular function (GO): protein binding
Source: RefSeq, a predicted model, not a curated record
GUAAUACCCAGUCAGAAUAGCAGAAUGUCUACAGAUAGCAUCAAUGACUUGAGAAAACGAUUUUAUACGUCUUCUAUAAUUUUAUCCAAUCUCAACUUGUUCCAAUCUGCAAAAUGGUGCGCAGAAGCAUUGAAUGGGUUACCCCAAGCUUCACCAGAUGCUCCUGCAAUUGACUUCUCUCUACCAGAAUUGGAUGAAGAUGAAAAACACGAUCAAGAGAAGUUUCUACUCGCUAAGACAUACUUCAACUGCAAAGAAUUCGAUAGAGCUGCCUAUGUCUUAAAAGAUUGCAAAAGUGGAAACGCGCUAUUCUUGAAGUUAUAUUCAACGUUAAUAUCUGUUGAUAAGAAAGCCACAGAAGAAACUGAUGGUUCGAUAAAUGUUGGAUCUUUGCAGAAUAGUAUCAGGACCGAGGCCGCUGAUAAUAUUAGUGAAUAUGGGGAUUCAAGACAACGUGAAUUGAUUGGAUCAUUAAAUUCAAAACUAUCCAAAGUCAUUAGAGAAUCAGAGAAUUAUCAUUCAAAAGGAAAUAAACCUAAUGCCUUCUUAUACUAUCUCAGUGGUAUCAUAUAUAACAAAAAGAAAAAAUAUAGCUUGGCACAGAAUAGUUUAUUCCAGUCUCUACGUUUAUUCCCUUAUAAUUGGUCAUGUUGGCAGGAACUUAUCGCAUCUUUGACAACUUUUGAUGAAGCUAUGUCAUUCAUUAAUAAAGCAAAAUCAGUUAACACCUCCUUGGUAACCAAUAUAAUGUUUCAGUUUUUUGAAGUUGUCAUUCUACAAGAGUUUUACCAGCAACUGGCAUCUUUAUCAGAUAGUUUAAAUACUUUACUAGAAACUUUCCCAAAAUUCAAUUUCUUAAGAGUUCAACAAUUUUUAAUUGCAUAUCAUGGCCUUGAUUACUUUCAAGCAGAAGCCAUUUUCGAUCAAAUCCUAAUGAAUGAUCCUUUAAGACUAGAUGAUCUAGAUACUUACUCCAAUAUGCUUUAUGUUAUGGAAAAAAGAUCAAAAUUGUCCUUUUUAGCACAGCUUGCCUCUCUGAUUGAUAAAUUUAGACCAGAAACUUGCUGUAUAGUGGCCAACUACCAUUCAAUGAAAUGUGAACAUGAAAAAGCUAUCAUGUACUACAAAAGAGCUUUGACUUUAAAUAAGAAUUGCUUAAGUGCCUGGACUUUAAUGGGGCAUGAAUUUGUUGAGUUGAAGAAUUCUCAUGCAGCCAUCGAAUCUUAUAGAAGAGCCGUUGAUACCAACCAAAAAGAUUUUCGAGCUUGGUAUGGAUUGGGACAAGCAUAUGAAGUAUUGGAUAUGCAUUUAUAUGCUCUUUAUUAUUAUCAGAGAGCAACUAACUUACAACCUUUGGAUAAAAGAAUGUGGCAAGCUCUUGGUAAUUGUUAUGAAAAGAUCGAUAAAUUGGAAGAAGCUAUGAAAGCAUUUGAAAAGGCUAUGACUAUAGAUAAUUUUAGUAAAACCGGAAAUGAUAAUCCUGAAGAAUUCAGUGUUGAGCCUCAUGUUUGUUAUAAAUUAGCAUUAAUAUCGGAAAAAUUAGGGAGACUGAAGGAUACUUAUAAAUAUAUGAGAAUAUGUUUUGAUCAAGAAUAUGAAUGGGGUAUAAGUGAUGAGACAUCCAAAGCAAGAUUAUGGCUAGCACGACAUGCUUUGGAAAAUCGCAGGUUUGAAGAAGCUUAUGAAUUAGCAAAAGAGAUGAAUCUCAGUAAUGCUCAUGACGUUGAAGAAGCCAGAUCAAUAGCUAGAGAUGCAAGAAGUAGGUUAUCCAAAUAGUUUGAUCCUUCUCCGUAAGGUUUUGUGAAAUUAUUAUUAUUAGUGUAUAGAUGUACAUAUCAAGAAGACAAAGGCAUACGGU